AUGACCGAAUGCCUCGCAUUUCCCAAGGAAAAACUCAACUAUUCUCAACAAAGUGUUGAAGUUCCGGGAACUCGUAAGGAGGGUCAAACUGGACACUACCGAAAUGCAAUUUGGCCUGAGUUGAUUACAUUGGAUUCGCCCCAACCGUUCGUCAAGCCACGGCCGUUACGCACCUUGGUCGACAUUUUUGAUUCUGGGCUGUACAAAUCACGCACGGAACCGUUUACUGGUGUUCGUCCUGUCCUUCCUGAUGGGACACUAGCAAAGCAUUUCGCCUGGAGCACGUACGCUGAGAUCGAUGUCCGCCGCCGCCGAGUCGGAAGUGCUCUGGAAGCACUCCGUCGCAAGGGUGAGCUGUGGCAAAACGAGCCAAAGUUACAAACUGUUGGUAUUUGGAGUGGAAAUAGGCCUGAAUGGCAAGUGAUCGAUCUUGCCUUGCAUGCGUACGGAAAAGUUGGUGUCAGCUUGUACGACACUCUUGGACCAGACAGCGUCGAAUACAUUAUUAACCACGCCGAGUUGUCCAUUGUGUUCACCACGGCAUCUCACCUCACUCAGCUAGUGGCCAUUACUGCUAAAUGCCCGGUGCUCAAGGUCAUUGUGUCCAUCGAUAAAAUAAGCGAGCAAACACGUAAUACAUUCUCGACGUGGGCAGCCGAACGUGGUGUACGCAUUACGACCUUGGAGGAUAUUGAAGAACUGGGGGCCCAGAACCUCAUCGCACCUUUCUCGCCCGAUCCUAAAUCAGUUGUUUCGAUCUGUUACACUUCAGGAACGACAAAUGUACCCAAGGGCGUCGUUCUAACCCAUGAGCAACUGACUCUAUCGACUGUCUCGUGUCUGCAUGGUGGUAUUUUCACGCCGGGAGGUGCCCUAUUGAGUUAUUUGCCACUAGCCCAUAUCUACGAGGUCACGCAUCGCCGAGCUCUUGUCUAUGCUGUCGGUGGUCGUAUCGGUUAUUUCUCUGGAAACCCACUUCUUCUACUCGAAGAUGCUCAAAUCCUGAAACCAACCUACUUCCCUAGCGUCCCCCGCGUCUUGAACCGGAUCUUUCAAGCUGCCAUCGUCAACGCCAAGGCUCCUGGCGUCAAGGGCAUGCUUUUCCGCAAGGCCCUCGAGACCAAACUCCACAAUCUACGCACGACUGGUAACAACGUGCACCCGUUAUGGGACCGCAUUAUUUUCAGCAAAGUCCAGGCCGUGCUCGGCGGGAACAUUACCAUGAUGACCUGCGGCAGUGCACCUAUUGGUCGUGACGCGAUGGAGUUCCUUCGUAUUGCCUUUGCGUGCGAAGUAGUCGAAGGAUAUGGAAUGACUGAGAAUUGCGGGACUUGCACGCGUGUGUUCCCAGAUGACCCGGCGAGCACAACAACUGUUGGCCCGCCUCAACCCGUCAACGAAAUCAAGUUGGUUGACGUGCCUGAGAUGGGGUACAGGUCGACCGACAAGCCCUCUCCUCGUGAUGAGGCUAACACCAAGAAGACAAUUGACGCCGAGGGUUGGCUGCAUACUGGCGAUGUAGGCAUGAUUGACACAUGUGGCCGCUUUAAGAUUAUUGAUCGUGUCAAGAACAUCAUGAAACUUGCUCAGGGUGAAUAUGUUGCUCUGGAAAAAGUCGAGAACGCAUACAGCACCUGCCCUGUCGUUGCACAGAUCUACGUCCACGGUGAUUCUAUGCAAGACCAUCUGAUUGCCGUGGUUGUUCCGGACCCAGCACAACUCGAAACCAUUGUUUCCAAAGCUGGCCUAAAAGGAAAGCCCCUUGAAGAAGUCAUCAACCACAAGAGCGUCGUUUCCGCCAUUCAGCAAGCGCUCAACAGAGAAGGCAAGAAACAGGGGUUGAACGGCUUUGAGAUGAUUAAGAACGUUCACGUCACGCUCGAGGCCUUCACCACCGAUAACAACCUCCUGACACCGACCUUCAAGGUCCGCCGACGGGAUGCGUACGCCAGGUAUAAGGCAGAAUUAGAUAGGCUCUAUGAAUUGGGACCACCAGCAAAACUUUAG
Rhizoctonia solani is the source of this 2007-nucleotide messenger RNA. RefSeq names its product AMP binding enzyme. Gene Ontology annotation, molecular function: long-chain fatty acid-CoA ligase activity. Gene Ontology annotation, cellular component: endoplasmic reticulum; membrane. The transcript is spliced from 8 exons. The record is from RefSeq and is a predicted model, not a curated record. Bases 1 to 2007 code for a protein of 668 amino acids. Gene Ontology annotation, biological process: long-chain fatty acid metabolic process. Lineage: Eukaryota; Fungi; Basidiomycota; Agaricomycetes; Cantharellales; Ceratobasidiaceae.